This is a messenger RNA of Hemibagrus wyckioides, 5619 nucleotides long. It is a transcript of the gene cadm1a, whose product is annotated as cell adhesion molecule 1a. Lineage: Eukaryota; Metazoa; Chordata; Actinopteri; Siluriformes; Bagridae. Gene Ontology annotation, biological process: detection of stimulus; susceptibility to natural killer cell mediated cytotoxicity; cell recognition. Bases 258 to 1580 code for a protein of 440 amino acids. Gene Ontology annotation, molecular function: signaling receptor binding. Gene Ontology annotation, cellular component: plasma membrane; synapse; neuron projection. The record is from RefSeq and is a predicted model, not a curated record. The transcript is spliced from 13 exons.
UUGUUUUCUCACAGGACAGGAGCAACGGUCAAGCCAAAGGAGGGAUAAGAUAUAAAAGUCUCCGCGAUACACUUUGACUAAACAAACCUGACGAAAAUACAUCUUUGUAAAAGAAAACUUUAUAUGACUAUUUUUUCCAGUCUUCACUAUAUCCGUUUCCUCAGUGUGGGUUUUGUUGUUUUAUGCAGCUUCAUUCAGCACAGUGAAGCGACUCCAAACUCACAGCGGCGUUAGUAAAGAAGAAGCAGGUGUCCAACAUGGCGAACGCGGCCAGCGGAGCUCUUGCAAGUCUCCUGCUUUUAUCCACGAUUGCGGCAGCUGUUCUUCAAGGAGCAGCUCAAUAUCCAGUCCAAAGCCAGAACCUGGUGACAGACAACAUCUCGGUGGUGGAAGGGGAAACGGCCACCAUCAGCUGUCGAGUGAAAAAUAACGACGACUCCGUCAUCCAGCUCCUGAACCCCAACAGACAGACCAUCUACUUCAGAGAUGUCAGACCCUUGAAGGACUCUCGCUUUCAGCUGGUCAACUUCUCAGACAAUGAGCUGCGUGUUGCUCUGUCCAACGUGUCUCUCUCGGACGAGGGCAGAUACGUGUGUCAGCUCUACACGGACCCUCCACAGGAGGCCUACGCCGACAUCACUGUGCUGAUCCCACCAGGCAACCCAAUCAUCGAGUCUCGUGAGGACAUCGUAAGAGAGGGCAACGAGACGGAGAUGACCUGCACAGCUAUGGGCAGCAAACCGGCCGCCACCAUCAGAUGGAUGAAGGGAGACAAAGAGCUGCAAGGAAACUCCAAAGUGGAGCCCACGUAUGACAGGAUGUUCACUGUAACCAGCUGGGUAAGGCUCACUGUUACGAAGGAGGACGACGGCAUUCCUGUCGUCUGCAUCGUCGACCACCCAGCAGUCAAGGACUUUCAAGCUCAGAAAUACCUGGAGGUGCAGUAUAAACCAGAGGUGAAGAUUGUCGUGGGGUUUCCUCAAGGACUAACCAGAGAAGGAGAAAACCUGGAGCUGACGUGCAAAACCAAAGGCAAACCAGAGCCUCAGCAGGUGAACUGGGUGAAGGUGGACGACGACGUUCCCUCGCAUGCCGUCAUCACCGGCUCGGAUCUCUUUAUCGAGAACCUUAACAAGUCCUACAAUGGUACUUACCGAUGCGUGGCCUCGAACGCAGUGGGAGAAUCCUAUGACGAUUACAUCCUCUACGUGUACGAUGCCCCCACCACCACCCCUAUACCCACUACAGCCACCACCACCAUGUACACCACCACCUCUCUCCCAGGUAUCACCCAAGACGCUGCGCCCAGCACUGAACCCGCUGCUCACGUAGACUCCAGAGCAGGAGCAGGAGCUCAAAGAGCGGUGGACCAUGCCGUCAUUGGAGGGGUGGUGGCCGUCGUGGUCUUCGCCAUGCUUUGUCUUCUUAUCAUUUUGGGCCGAUACUUCGCAAGACACAAAGGUACCUACUUCACACAUGAAGCGAAAGGGGCAGACGACGCGGCCGACGCAGACACGGCCAUCAUCAACGCCGAAGGUGGACACAACAACUCGGAUGAAAAGAAGGAAUACUAUAUCUGAUUGUACAAAUCUCUGGUGGUGUUAUUAAUAUUAUUAUUAUUGUUUUUUUUUUUGGUUUUUUUUGGACGGUUGGGAUGGGAGGGGCAUGGAGGGGUUAAGAAUGGGGACUGUUUUGUUGGUUAUUUUUUUUGUUCUUCUUCUUCCUGGGGAUUGAAUGAUGUAGACUACAUGGACACCUGAAUGAUUUAGCCAUUGUCUUUGUGGAGUCGGAGCUGGUGGGGAUAAAGGGUUGGUGGUCAGUGGGUGGAGGGGAUGGGAUGGGAAAGGGGAAGGGCUGUGGUUACCAGAUGUUACCAUGUAUCACUAUAGAAAGCUUCACCAUUGAACACCUCCCAAACUGCUGGUACUAUUCUAUUUUUCUUUUUUCUUUCUCUUCUUCAGUUCUGACCAUUUGCAGAAACUUCUGUGCCUUGUUCUGAAUUUCUUUUCUCUGUCAAGCUUUUGGUUUUGAACUCCCGACUCGGCAUGCUUCCCCGAGCAUAAGCGAAACCCUCGUUCCUUUAUCCGUGUUCCUUUUACCAGUGUCGCAGUCUGCUUUCCUAUGAGGGUAAAUAUACACAGCGCCUCAAGACACCCCUGCACUGUGUAGGCAUCAAGUUCUUCUACUGCAAACCAAAAUCCCAUCAUAUCCGAUCCUCUAUACUGUGAGAAGGCCAGGUUCUAUGGCAUCAUUUUCCACAUCCUUUUAGUAAUUCCAGAACAUGUGUAUUACAUUUUCAAUAUCCAAGAAUUCAAAAUGAGGAAAAGUAAAAGUAUGACGCGUUAAAGACCAUUCCAUCCCGCUCAGUUCUACGUUAGUGCUAUAGGAGGGCACUGCACCUCCUUCUAUCUUGGCAGGCCUCUCUGCAUUGCUAUGAAACAUUGCUUUAUUUUCCUUUUUUAAAUAUUGCCUCGGUGUCAUCUGUUUGUUUUUCACAUCACAUGUGCCAGUACGACGUGCAGGCGAAUUAUUUUCAUCUUGACAUGGUGCACUUACAGAGGCACGCUGUUUGGUUGCACUCAGCUAGAUGGUGUUGAAAGCCUUUUUUGUGGAUAUUUAUUGCUUUGGUAAAAUAUCGUCUUUUUUUUUUAGUUACUGUCAUUCGGAAAUGUUGCAAAAAAAAAAUCCAUAAUGGCAAAAUUAUUGCCAUGGCAUAAAAAAGGUCAAAUGCUUUUUUUUGUUGUUGUUGUUAAAAAUAGAUGCUCUAGCUUUCUUGAGCUGGUGGUGAUGGUCCUGUAGCACAUGCUUAUCUGACUACCUAAAAUAUUGUCAACGCAAACUGUGGGUCUGUUAGUACAGUAGGUUUUAGAUUUUGGUUUCAGUAUAUAUGACUUGACAAGUGUAGGAUGCAACCAAGAUGUUUCUUUUGGACUGUGGGAUGUUCUAUAAUAUAAUUAUACUACCUAAAGACAAAUCCUCAACACUUCCUCAUGUAGAUGUUGUAGUUAUGUGCUAAUGAUGACAAGCCCCAGUCGUGAUAUGGUACAUAUCGAUCCGCUACAUUUCGACUUCACCGAUUAUCUCGAGCUUUAUUAGUGGCGCAGCUAAUCUAAAUGCUGACUCUAAUGUUUUAAGACAAACUGAAAAAAGAGAGCCAAUGUUUAGUCAAAGGUAACUGAUUAUAUUAUGAAAUAAACAGGACAACAAUCAGAAUUCAGUCCCAGUGCUCCAUCUCUGCGUCAUCAGCCUACCUGAUUGGCUCUGUUGGAUUAGGAAUAGAAUUGAAUUCUCCAGGAAAUGGUUUGUGAUUAGUGUUUAAUCAAUUUAAAAAGGUACAUAAAUGCCUUCCCAUGUUCCUGACGCAAGGUUAUAGAGAUAUAGAGAUUUCUAUAAUGGACUUUUUUUUAGCUUUGGUCACAAGUUUGUUCUUUUUUUUAUUCAUCUCCAGAAGUCCAAUUUUGCAUAAAGAUCAUACAGUUUUACUGAUUCAGCAUUUAUCAGAGUGAAUCAGAAUAGAUUUUUUUGAACUCGGUGUAAUAGUCGGAUUUGUUAAUUCAUAAAUCGGCUUUUUGGAGCACGUCCUUUCUUUUUGUUUUUUCUAUCAAAUUCAAUAAGCGACUAAAGUCAAAGCUUUAUAAAUUGGCCCUGGCCCUCAGCUUCACUUCACCAGCAUGACGACGAACACGGUCACGAUCGUUUGUAUGCUGCCAACGUACUGAUCAAAAGGUGAACCGGUCAGACGGGAAGUUGGACAUGACAAAUCCAUACUAAACAACAAACAAACAGAUUUAUGUACUGUAUUUAAUCUUAUGUGCAGCUCCACCAACUCUGCAAACUGAAUCGAUGUAGGAAUUCCCAGAUGGUUUUCAGUGGGACCGAUCAGCCCCGAGAUGUGUAUAUAUAUGCUCAUCAUUAAUGUAACCCGCACUCGUCUUUCACCUUCUGUAUAUUACACUUUAUCGCUGAAGCUAACAGAAAUCCAACACGUCGAACACACUGGUGUUUCUGCUGUCGCUCUGACAUCUGGUUUAAAAAAGGAAAAAAAAAAACCUGAAGAAAGCAGGGCCUUCUUCCGAACGCAUCCUGUACCCUCUGGAUGAAGAAAAAAAAAAAGCUUCAUUUCACGUACGUGAAAAUAUAUAAAUAUAUAUAUAUAUAUAUAAAAGCAUCUGUAGCUCAGCCGACAAAAGUGUAUGUGAAUGUCGUUUUCCAGAACUCCGACUCUUCCUCUCAUGUCAAGUGCAAACCGAUCAGUGUAAAGCUGAGGGUACUUUUUAUGAAGUUAUGGUUUUUGCUCGUCACAUUGUGCUGUUGAGUAGACACCAUGCCCUGCUGACCUCUUGUGUGUAAAUAGGACAAAUGAGGUUAAGGAGAAAUCACUGUCACGCUUUGCUUUAUUUUGUUAUUUAAAAUUUUUAAAAAAUACACCUUCGCUAAACUUUCAGUAUGUAUUUGACCAUUAGAAAGCUUCUUUAUUCUUCAUAUUUUAUAGCACAGUACAGAAAGAAUGUCUUACAGUUCCGAGGUGUAAGUAGAGAUGUGCGAUUGUGUGACUUUUCCAUAGUGGACUUUGUUUAGCUUUGGUCAAAAGUCUGGUGGCUUCAAUUCACGCAAGAUCUCAGAGUCCAUCCUUCGACAUUCGCAUCCGUGGAAAAAAAAAUAAAAAUACAGUUUUACUGAUUCAGUGGUCGUUUAGACUGGGCCGGUGUACAUUUUGUUAAACUUGAUAUGUUAGACCUAUUUUAAAUGUGUCGGUUGUGGUCUUUUGAGGACUUGAACGUCCAAAAUAGGACUCUAUGGAAAUGCAGCUUUGUGCAAAAAUUGUUGUUUUUAAACACCUCCAUUUUUGUCUGUUAUUUGUACAGUGGAAAAAAAGGUCCAAAAAUCGCAAACUGCCUGUGGUGAAGUGUGAAUUUGGGAAUUUGGAUUUUCGCGCAUUUUGUCUUCUUUUAUACAGCUACAAGCGUCGUUUUCACGAAUUUUGGCGGCCCCUUGUUAAAUAGUGCAACAGUGUUAAUGUAUUUAGAAUUGAAAUUCAUUUCUUAUUUGAUUUAAAUUUUUUUUGUUGUUUCUGCCCUGCCUCAGGUUCACCCACAACAAACAAACAAACACUAAUGUUUGCAUCUCAGGUAGAUUGCAACGUCGAGCCCCUCUCAUUAACGAAGUCGCUAAGAAUCAAUCGGAAGAAUCAGGAGGCGAGAGAAAAGAAAACGGUUAAAUUUUGCAUUACGGUUGUACAUUUUUCUCUAGUUCUUUAAUAUUCGGUCACUGUACACAAAAUGUCGAGUAUUCAUUUUAAACCUAGUUCAUGAAGAAACAACUGCUGGAAGACGCAAAAAGACAGAAAGUCAAGCAUCAGAUACAAAACUCAGCAUAUUUAUCAGUCUGGCUCCAGAUGUUGGGUUGGAUCACUUGAAAGAUUUGGAUGUUUUUCACCCAUAGAUUUAGGUUGAAUUUUUUUGUCUCUCUGCUGUACUUGGGCAAUGUUACUGUGUAUUAAUGAAAACAAAAAAUAUCCACAUUCCCAUGCACAUUUUGUAUUGGUUCAUUUUAGACAUUUUUACAAAAAUGGAGAGUUCUUGUCUUAAUAAAAAGAAAAGAUAUUAAUGUUCAAAGUAA